Molecule: messenger RNA, 1613 nt
Organism: Paramacrobiotus metropolitanus
Lineage: Eukaryota; Metazoa; Tardigrada; Eutardigrada; Parachela; Macrobiotidae
Exons: 6
Coding region: 221-1384 (387 amino acids)
Source: RefSeq, a predicted model, not a curated record
UCGUAUUACCGCCCAUUGUUUCGUUCUGAUUGCACACACUGCAGAUCGAUCAUUGCGACUCGUGGUACCCCGCAUUAGAAUUAAUAAUGCGCGUUUUGAGUCGUUUAACUUUGGCAACCCAACGUCAACGUAACACAUUAAUUAAGCAGAAAUACUGAGCAUCCGGUUUUCCCAGGUUAUAUUGGAACUUAUUAUAUAAUAUAUCCCAUGUUUGGCAGUUAUGGACAGCUUUUGCAAGUGCGCCACAAUCUUAAAUCUAGGGUUAUGGAUCUUAGGUGCGUAUUUCGUACCACACAGUGAAGGACUUUCACCAUCUCGAUAUCGACGGCAAUCUGGUCCUUACUAUGCUGCUUUAUACCAACCACGAUCACCGGCUUACAGUGGGUCAUCGUAUCAAAACCGUGUAAACUACAAAGUCCGCACCAGUGGCACGUACAAUCAAAACACCGACAACUAUCCGGACACUUCCGGUUAUUACGAUUCCGGACGAGUAAACGUUGAAUAUGACAAUGCGCCUAACGACUACCGGAACACCGGCAGCUCUCCACAGCGAACAAGGAACACGACAUUCAACCUGGGCGAUUAUUUCCCGUAUACCCGAAGAAAUUUCACCAACAGCGGAAAUUAUAACCAGCGGCUGACAUAUGGCAGCAACACAUACGGCCAGAGUUAUUCUCGCAGCAGCAGUAAUUAUUCGCCAUCGAAUUACGCACAGAGUGGAAGCAAGGAUAAAUACCGCAACGUAAAAUAUACCCGCAACGACUACAGUUUUCGUUUAUCGGAUGAUUAUGGCAGCCGCAAUUACGGCUACACCGACUACACCAAUACCACCUGUCCGAAGUGUCCGGAUUGCCCGCCAUCGUGUAAUGCCAGCGUUAUACCGCCACCGACGAAUUCGACUAUUCAGGAUUUUCAACAGUUGCCGGAUCUGUGUGAUCCCACUCUGAUCAACGAAUGCACAACACCGUCGCUACCCUUUCGAUGCACUACGGAGCAGUGUAUAGCAACAGGAGAAGCCGGUCUCGGUGUACAGAUCUUUGCGCCUGGUGAAGUGUCCGUUUCACAAUGUAUAUUUCGAAAAUACGUCGGAGCUGUAUUGUAUUCUUACAACGUGUGUCAGGUUGGUAGCGAGACACAAGUGGAUUUGACGCCCGACUACGUUCAGAACAUUGACUGCUCGGAGACAGCUGAUCCGGAGUGUCUAUGGGCCGCUGCUGGAUCGAUUACCGUUCGGGAUCCACUCCUCUGCAGUAAUCUGUGGUCCGUCUCAGAGCCAGUGGUACUCUACUGCAUUUUGUACCUGUGGAAUCAUGACAAUGGACAGACGAAUGUGCUGGCCACGGCAAAUAUCAAUAUAACAGUCAAUCCUGACUGCCGUUGUUAAGUGGGAUGAAGCGCUACUUAGCAAUUUUGUUUCCCCGGAUGUUCCUAGUUCCUACAGCUAAUUUCCUAUGGGCGAAAAUUACUGUCCUUAUUAUAAUGUUUUCUGAUAGAACAGGAACUCUGUUAUUUAUACAGUAUUAUUUAUAUCUCACAAUUUAAAAUUAAUGUUACUUGUCAUUAUUUAUAAUUAUUCAAAAUAGGAGAUCUAUGUAAGUAGUACUUCAUGUCGU